Ostertagia ostertagi is the source of this 882-nucleotide messenger RNA. The record is from the annotation of a GenBank genome assembly. NCBI's taxonomy places the organism in Eukaryota, Metazoa, Nematoda, Chromadorea, Rhabditida, Trichostrongylidae.
AUGGGUCUUGUUUAUUGUAGCGAACGCAUGAUUUCUGUUUCAGGUGUUUCUAUGAAUGAGGACAUUCCCCGAUGGUUGAUAUGCGGUGCUGGAGCAGGUCUGGCAGUCGACCUGGGACUAUAUCCGCUCGAUACAAUAAAAACGCGUUUGCAAAGCAAACAAGGUUUCAUAGCUGCAGGCGGAUUCCGAAACAUUUACAGCGGCAUGGGUUCAGUCGCUAUAGGGUCAGCUCCUGGAGCUGCACUAUUUUUCCUGAGCUACAGAACAAUAAAUGGAUUCUUCAAAGAAGAGACAGCCAUUGUUCACGCCUUCUCCGCCAGCUUGGCAGAGACCAUAGCCUGUGCCGUCCGCGUCCCAACAGAGCUUGUUAAGCAACGACUACAGGCUUCGAUUCCCAGGCUAGAGCUGAGGCAAGUGUGUCGAGAAAUAUACAAGUCUAAUCGCCUCCUGGGUUUCUACAGAGGAUACUUAAGCACUGUGACUAGGGAGAUUCCCUUCGCUGUCAUAGAAUUUCCUCUCUAUGAAUUUUUGAAGAAAACCAUCGCUUCGAGAAAGGGUGCUGACUGUUCGCCUAUUGAAGGCGCUGCCUGUGGAAGUAUAGCAGGGGCGUUCGCUGCUGCUCUUACGACACCUCUUGAUGUAGCGAAGACGCGGAUAAUGCUCUCAAAAUCUGCAAAAGCUCCAACCAUAUUAAGGACGCUGAAUGAGAUCUACGUCGCUCGCGGCUUCCCAGCACUUUUUGCGGGUAUCGUACCACGCGUUCUCUGGAUGACGGUAGGCGGUUUCGUUUUCUUCGGAGCCUACGAAAGUGUGCUAGCGGUAUCUUAUUGGGUAUGCCCAGAUAAGAAGAAAAAUUCCGGUAAACCUCCUUUUGUGCCAUAG